Siniperca chuatsi (mandarin fish) is the source of this 4410-nucleotide messenger RNA. Its product is annotated as fibroblast growth factor 20-like. The coding region runs from base 1384 to 2067 and encodes 227 amino acids. NCBI's taxonomy places the organism in Eukaryota, Metazoa, Chordata, Actinopteri, Centrarchiformes, Sinipercidae. Gene Ontology annotation, biological process: regulation of cell migration; positive regulation of protein phosphorylation; positive regulation of cell population proliferation. Gene Ontology annotation, cellular component: cytoplasm. The record is from RefSeq and is a predicted model, not a curated record. The transcript has 3 exons. Gene Ontology annotation, molecular function: fibroblast growth factor receptor binding; growth factor activity.
GCUUGCAGUUCAAACAGGUAGGCUAUAUUCCCUUCUUCUGGUUGUUAUUGCCUGAUCCCCUUACAAGAUCCCUGCACUUUGAAGCAUCUGUGUCUUUGAUUCGUCUUUUAAGACCACAAUUAAGGAUAUAUGGGCUCCUGUGCUGUUCAAAGAAUCGUGGCAAGAUCAAUGAAGGGAUUGACAGUCAAGUGAUGUCGUUUGCACAGGUGUGUGUGGGUGCGUGUGUGUGUGUGUCAGCGCGUGUUUGUGUCUGUGCGGCGCUGUAAGCGUGCGACUGGGUUACUUAAAACAGGGGCAAUAAAUCAACAACCGAGUGAGAAAAUUACGCAAAUGGGGGCUUUCCUCUCUCUCCCGCCGCACCUGAGUCAUUUCGAAAUGGGGGCGUGGGGUUGUAAAGCGUUUAGGGUAAUGGCAAUAUCACUUUCAUGCUGUUUGACAUACACACGCUCUCUCUCUGUCCCUCUACGUCUAUUUUACACAAGUUGCUGCUGAGUUGCGCACUCCCCUGCGACACACACACAGUUCAAUCGGGAACUGACUGACUGCUGACGUGCCCACGAGCAAUACGACACUGCGCCUAUAUGAGCUUCAGUGAAGCCGUUGUGUUGCUGCAAGGGGGAGCAAGGGAAUAUAAGCCUGGCAGGCAAAUUUUUAUUAGUAGUUUUUAAUUUCCUCUCCAACUCCCUGCGCUCUCUGCACUGAAACUGAACAUCAAAGGUGAUGCAGGAGAACGAUGAGCAGAAGGAUGAAGGGGCGCCGUUUCAAACGGGAACAGAAAUAAGCCAUAAAGGGAGGAGAUCGGGGCGCAUUUGCAUAAAAAGGCAACUCGGGGUGAAUUUCCAUAGGGAGUAUUGCGUUAUAUAGAUGAGGAGUGCCGUGUACUGGUCUCACUGCGCUACACGCUGCUGCUGGAGGAGCUGAGAGAGCGGAGGGUACCGCAGAAAUAAAAGGCUGUAGUGAAUUGAGAGAGAGAGAGAGAGAGAGAGAGAGAAUAGGGGAAAACCCUGAAGUGCUCCGGAGCAAAGGGGAGUAUCCCGAGGUGAAGAGGAGAGAGAGGGAGCGGACAGAGCACAUGAGAGAGGGAUAAAUACCAGAAGAGCGCAGAAGAAGGGACACGGGCUGCUGCAACCGGGGAUACCUGCGUACAUCAAGGUAAUGCGGGAGUUAAAUCUCAGUUAGAUGACAAUCUAAUUAACGGUGCUGGUGACUGCGCCACAACGCGCACUCAUUGGGGAUUUUCUCAGCCCGAACGUCCAACUUUUCUUUUUCUCCGCUUCACGGGCUGACCUUCGCUCGCUGGCUCGUGCCGAGGCUCUCUGCUCAUCACUUGGACCUCGACUUGGAUCUCCUGUGCUGUAAACCGGAUCGGGUGUCUUUUCUGUGAUGGGGGCAGCGGCGGAGGUUGGGAGCUUCACCAACGGAUUUCUGGACAGCAUUGGCCCCGCGGGUGUCGCUCCGGCUCCCGUUGGCUCUCAUUUCGUUCUCACCCCAGCCGGGGCGGUGGACUACAACUCGGUAACCGGACUGAUGAUGGGGGGACAGGGGCAUCAGCAGGAGCGCCUGGUCUCCGCGGAGAGGCUGUCCCGGAGCCUGGCGGACCUCAGCCAUCUGAAGGGGAUUCUGAGGCGGCGGCAGCUCUACUGCAGGACCGGCUUCCACCUGGAGAUCCGUCCCGAUGGCACCGUGCAGGGUACCAGGAAGGACCACAGCAGAUUCGGUAUUUUGGAGUUCAUCAGUCUGGCUGUGGGACUGGUUAGCAUCAGAGGGGUGGACAGUGGCCUCUACCUCGCCAUGAACAGCAAGGGAGAACUGUAUGGAUCGGAGAAGCUGUCUGCAGAAUCCGUUUUUAGGGAGCAAUUUGAAGAAAACUGGUACAACACUUACUCAUCCAACAUCUACCGGCAUGGAGAAAAAGGAGCAUUUUACUUUGUUGCUCUGAACAAAGAUGGGACGUCCAGGGAUGGAACGAGGUCGAGGCGACAUCAGAGGUUCACUCACUUCCUACCGAGGCCUGUAGACCCGGAUAGAGUACCGGAGCUGUACAGGGACAUACUGGGCCAGAGCUGAGACUGAAGGGGUGUUACCAUGACCCUGUCAGAGCCAGUCUGAGCUGAAAAGCAACCCAAGUGCACCUAAUCCUCACCCCCUUGUGAGGGAGAUGGAAGAUCUUGUUGCUCUGGACAAAACAGGAUCAUAAAAAGUUCACCAAAUCAACACUCCCCACUGCUGGCAUGGAGGAAGGAAAGAGACCCUCUCUGAAGCAGACUAGCCGGGGAGUUUGAUUGAACAGCACUAGGGAUCUUCUGUGGAAGAUGUAAAGGCCCCAUGACAGACACAGAGGCUAACUGGGCCCCUAAUAUUACCCCUUCAUUGGCCUAUGCAGAUGCCCUGGUGGCCAAACAGAUAAGGAUUUCGUUUGAGUUUCCACUAAUUAAAUCCAACUACCUGCUAGUCCAAACUGCAUGUACAACAGGACAAAAGUGUGGAACUAAUUAACAACUGGCUGCUAGUAGCUUUUUACUGCUGUGGCUUGUGAGUCUUGUCAAUUCCACUGUUUUCAGUAGGCCUUUUAAUUUUAUUUAAAACACUACUGUGGCUGCUAAGUAAACAGUUUAUUGAAAAUGCAUAAUCAACCAUACAGUGUGGCUGGUUUACACAAAAAAAAGGUAGUUUCAUGCACUGGAAAGCAGCCAUGUCUGUUCUUGGAAACGGGUCUGAGAGCUGGGGAAUCACCCGUAUCGGACUGACUGUUGGGAUGGAUUCCCUUUGAAACUGCUCCAAAGACAGAUGCUGCUCAGAAAAUAUGACUUUUCUGCAUGUGGAACAAGAGAAGUACAAAUCCAAUGGAGUUUUAUAAGGACUUCUGUGGCGGAAUACUGCGUGUUUUGUUGGAACUCUACUAGAGGCUCAUUCUAGAACCCAGUGAAGACAUUCUGCUGUUCUCCCACCGACUGCAGUCAAGCAACAAGCACCGACAGAGAUACCUUUACAAACCUGUUGACAGAUUUUAUUUAUUUUUUGUUUCCUAGGACAUACAGUAUAUUUAUUUCAUAUAUUUAUUUAUUUUGAGAAUAUAUUUUUACAGGUAUGAGAUAAAAUAAAAAUAUUCAGAACAAGCCAUGAGAGGUUUUUCUUAUUGUGUCAUAGUAUACACUGCUGUUUUCCAUUCUCACAGUCUGAUUGAAGAAGUAUAUUCACAUCAGUUUUUCAGACUUUGUGUUCACAACGUUGUAAAAUUGUAAAACGGCCUUGCAUCAUAUGGGUCAGUGAUGAAGCAAGGUCUUCCCAGUCAAACACAGCACACCAUUGAGUGCGUUUAUAAUGUGGAUAUCUGAGCUGAUUUGGUUAACUUGACCUUGCUUGCUGACAAACUCCUAAAAUUGUCAGUUCUUCGAGGCUGGCCCAAUUUUGAUCUGGGGCUGUUGUUGGAACAACAAGUCCUUAACCUUAAAGAUGGUGUUCAAAAGACUUAACAAUACUUAAAGUGGAGAUUUAGUAUUGCACUUUGAUAAAGCUGGGGGACUUGCAAGAGGCAUAAAAAAGAGAAAGGUCCAAGUCGAUGCAGCAGAGAGAAAUAUUCUGACUUUUAGUCAAGCACCAAAAACACUGGAUCCUAAAAAGUAAUAAUAAUAAUUCCCAUAAUGCAACUAAAGUCCAUGAGUUUCAAACUCCACAACCUCAGUUUGUGUUGAAUAUUUGUAGUCUUCAAGUGAUGUCACUUUGGUAACUUUCUCAGACUUGACAAGGCUCCUGCAGAGCCACAGAAGACAUGAUGCAACUUUUUUUACACAGGCUGAGUGGUACUCCCCAAGACUAGUAAACUGACUUUGACAUGUAAUAUCACUGGAGUGCCCCUUUAAUAUACAGUACCUGUCCAUGUUGCAAACUAUACACAGCACAAACCUGCAGACUCUCCAUAUAAUGUUAUUGAGAAAUGGACAAUGGGAUUGUCCUACAUGUCCUGGCUGACAAUGCCCAUAACAUCUGUUAAAAAGAGAGCAUGUGAGACAAGCCAUUUAUCAUCUUGAUUGUACUUUAACAGAUCAAAGGCAACCAUUCGUUGAGUAGUAUUUCUAGCUGUCGCAUAUCCCAUGAUAUGCAGUGGCUGAUUCACAUGAAGCAGCAGCACAGACUUCACAGGCACAACUUAUACAACAACUAUGACUUUCCUUUUGCUCUUGCAGUGGCAAAGGGCAAUAUGCAGCAAUGCCACAAGAUUGUUUAGACAGGAUAUGAGCUGCUGUAGUUACCAUUAGCAAGCUGUUGGUUUUCUCCAUACUGAAAGAUUAGUGUUGCAAACGAUGUGCAGAUAUUAAUUUAUUAAACAAUAAAGAAUGGGUCCAUGUCUGUCCAAUUCUGCUGAGGAAUGUCUCAGUCCUAAAUGUAUGACAGCAUCAUGUAGUAGCUCAU